This is a messenger RNA of Erpetoichthys calabaricus (reedfish), 1840 nucleotides long. It is a transcript of the gene slc2a11b, whose product is annotated as solute carrier family 2 member 11b. Lineage: Eukaryota; Metazoa; Chordata; Cladistia; Polypteriformes; Polypteridae. Gene Ontology annotation, cellular component: membrane. The transcript has 12 exons. The coding region runs from base 114 to 1637 and encodes 507 amino acids. Gene Ontology annotation, molecular function: hexose transmembrane transporter activity. The record is from RefSeq and is a predicted model, not a curated record. Gene Ontology annotation, biological process: monosaccharide transmembrane transport.
UUUUUAAAAGCAGCCCAGCCACAGUCAACAACCGUGCGAAAUUAAUUCAUCGGAGGAGCUUUCGGCCCUCCCCUCGCACGUUCUUAACGAGCCGCCGAGACUUCUCUUGAGACAUGGAGCGCGAGCCGUUGCUGAAAGCGCACAAAGGAGCCAAGAGAGCGCAGUUUCCCAGCAGGACACUUUUCUUGGCGGCCUGCGCUGCUGGUAUUGGAGGGACCUUUCAGUAUGGAUAUAAUAUUUCUGUCAUCAAUGCUCCAACCAAGCCCAUACAGCAUUUCAUUAAUGAGACCUGGGUGCAGAGACAUGGUGCGCCCAUCAGUGAACACCAUCUUACCCUCCUGUGGUCUGUGAUCGUCUCCGUCUUCACCCUUGGUGGAUUCCUCGGUGCCUCACUUGGUGGCACAUUAUCCAUUCGGUUUGGACGAAAAGGCACACUUCUACUGAACAAUGCGUUUUCAUUGCUUGCCACCGUCUUUAUGGGCCUCAGCUAUCCAACAAGAACAUUUGAACUUUUGAUUGCUGGAAGAUUUCUUGUUGGGCUGAAUGCAGGAAUUGGUAUCUGCGUGCAGCCUCUAUAUUUGGGAGAAAUCUCACCCAAAGCAUAUCGAGGAGUGAUGGCCAUGGGAACCUCCAUAUUCAUAACUGGUGGAAUUUUCACAGGACAAGUCAUCGGCCUACGAGAACUACUGGGCAAAGAGGACUACUGGCCCAUCCUUCUGUCUACCAUUUGCAUUCCAGCCAUUUUGCAGUUAAUCUUCCUGCCUUGGUUCCCUGAAAGCCCCCGGUAUUUGCUGAUUGAUAAAGGAGACCGUAAUAAGUGCAAAGAAGCUCUGAAGCAACUGUAUGGCUCUGGUGGUUUUCAGGCGGAAGAGGAAGACAUGGAGCGGGAGCGUACAGAACUAAUAGGAGUGAAGCCAAUGAGGCCUUGGCAGCUGUUUUCGGAUCGUAGCCUUCGAUGGCAGCUGACUACAAUAAUCUUCCUGUGUGCUGCUCAACAGCUCAAUGGCAUCAAUGCUAUUUAUUUCUAUGCAAAUUAUGUGUUCACACGAGCUGGCAUUCCAGAGGACAAGAUCCCCUAUGUCACCAUUGGCACCGGAGCCUGCGAGUGCCUCACGGCACUAACCUGCGGAAUGCUGGUUGAUUCUCUCGGCCGUAGGAUUCUUAUUAUUGGCGGUUAUUCGUUGAUGACACUCUGGUGCAUUAUCAUAACGUUAUCGCUCACUUACCAGGAUUAUGCCCCUUGGGUUCCUUAUAUAAGCAUGAGUUGCAUCUUUGCGUUCAUCCUGAGCUUUGGCCUAGGACCAGGUGGUGUGACAAACAUUUUGAUCACAGAAUUGUUUACUCAGUCGUCACGCCCAGCGGCCUACGUGACUGGAGGAUCAAUUAACUGGCUCGGUUUUUUCUUAGUGGGAAUGUUUUUCCCAUUUAUUGUGAUGGGUCUUCAGCAGUACUGCUUCCUGGUGUUUCUUGGCGUGUGCUGCCUGGUUGCCACAUAUAUUUAUUUUGUGGUACCGGAAACUAAAAACAAAACCUUUCUGGAAAUCAAGCAGGAGUUUCAGUCCCAUUAUGGAAAACAGAAAAGUGACAAAAGCAACCAAGGCAGAAGCAGUGCUUUGUUGCGGUCUACAGACAUGUAAAAGGUGCGCCAUACACAUGAGACACUGUUGGUUGAUGCUCCAAGGAUUAUUAAAAUACAGAUCUUGGUGGACUUUAUUAACAGUAAAAGAAACCUGCAGUGAGGAGGCAACUGGUAAAAGCUGAAUAAAGUUGAAACGUCUAGCUGUCCAUUCAUUUUUUUUUUUUUUUUGUUGUUUGUUAAGACCACUUGUCCUGGUGAGCA